Molecule: messenger RNA, 1479 nt
Organism: Cuscuta epithymum
Lineage: Eukaryota; Viridiplantae; Streptophyta; Magnoliopsida; Solanales; Convolvulaceae
Source: the annotation of a GenBank genome assembly
AAAGGCAGUGCCGGUAAUCCUUCAUCGCUCGCAUCAGUGGGCAUCACAUAUUUGAGCUUCCCCGACAGGAGUACGAGUACACAUCGAGCUAUCCCGUAAAGCAGAGAAGAGUAACCUCAUCCCCUUCCUUCUUCAUCUCGCACCGCUCCUAGCGAACGCAAAAGAAAGAAAUUAGAACAAAGACGGAGGCACAAGCGAGCUCUGCUACGAAGCGCGAACACCAAGCCAUCAGCCGCGCCGCGUUCCGCCGUCCACGCCGCGCUUCCAGCCAUCCAGGGGACUGCGUCGUCGCCCACUCGGCCGUCCUUACUCUCUUAUUUUAACUCAAAAUGUCGAGAAGAUAUGAUAGCCGGACCACAAUCUUCUCCCCAGAAGGCCGUCUAUACCAGGUCGAAUAUGCAAUGGAGGCAAUUGGAAAUGCUGGAAGUGCCAUAGGCAUACUGUCCAAAGACGGAGUUGUUUUGGUUGGCGAAAAAAAGGUCACUUCCAAGCUUCUCCAGACCUCGACUUCCACAGAGAAGAUGUACAAGAUUGACGACCACCUGGCCUGUGCCGUUGCUGGAAUAAUGUCUGAUGCCAACAUCCUCAUCAACACAGCCAGGGUCCAGGCCCAGCGUUACACUUUUUCUUACCAAGAACCCAUGCCUGUCGAACAGCUUGUCCAGUCGCUCUGCGAUACCAAACAGGGUUACACCCAGUUUGGUGGUCUCCGUCCGUUUGGGGUUUCCUUCUUGUUUGCAGGCUGGGAUAAGAACUACGGCUUCCAGUUGUAUAUGAGUGACCCGAGUGGGAACUAUGGGGGCUGGAAGGCGGCUGCGAUUGGGGCAAACAACCAGGCAGCGCAGUCGAUGUUGAAGCAGGACUACAAGGAUGAGAUCACAAGGGAGGAGGCUGUUCAGCUUGCUCUUAAGGUGCUUAGCAAGACGAUGGAUAGCACUAGUCUUACCUCUGAGAAGCUUGAGCUGGCUGAGGUGUUCCUUUGUAAAGGUAAGGUUAAGUACCUCGUUCACUCACCCGAGUCGCUCGAUAAGUUGCUGGUGAAGCUUGGAUUGACCCAACCCACUCCGGAGACCUAAUUAACACGCUUCUUGCUUGCUGCAUAAGACUUCUUGAAUCAGUCUGCUCUUUAUUUUAUUUCCAGACCAAACUUGUGUGUUUUUAGAAGUUACUUCAUAACUUGUGUGAGAUUUUUUUUUUAUCGUCAUGUGUGGGAUUGUUGAUUCAAUCAGUAUUGCUGCUUUAUUUAAUCGGACGGCUGCUCUGUAAUAUAUGCCAGAUCAUGAAGUUCGAUGAUGUUUUAGAACAUCACAGAUAAUUCUGCAGGUGCUGCUCAAACAGUCAAACUUAUGGAUAAAUGAAAAUAAAUAAUGAUAUGAGAAUAACAUAAAUAUUGCUUCACAAAUGAUACAAUCCGUGAGAUCCAUCCAUAUGUUCUGUUCUUUACCUAAAGACCCAAAAUCACGGAUCAGGACCUCCUGG